Blastomyces dermatitidis ER-3 is the source of this 1912-nucleotide messenger RNA. Its product is annotated as JmjC domain-containing protein. The record is from RefSeq and is a predicted model, not a curated record. Bases 116 to 1912 code for a protein of 598 amino acids. The transcript has a single exon. NCBI's taxonomy places the organism in Eukaryota, Fungi, Ascomycota, Eurotiomycetes, Onygenales, Ajellomycetaceae. Gene Ontology annotation, molecular function: 2-oxoglutarate-dependent dioxygenase activity.
CGAACUCGAAGCAGGAGAAUAGAUUUUCCGAAGCAUACUAUGGUUGGUUCAGUCUGGAAGCCGACUGCCAACCUCUAUCUACACUUUCAUAUAUGGGGCCUUCAUUUAUUACCUGAUGCAGUCAAUCGACCGCUUGACUCGUUUAGCUCUGUCCACGAUAUCGUCACCGCCUCCAGAUGACCCGAUCUGCGAGUGCUUCGAUGGUGACUCCGAGAAGCUCGUUUUCGCUCUCCUCCAAGACACCGACAAUGCUCUCGCCCUCGCGGACACUAAACUACGCGUGUUCCCAUUUAAAGACGUGAAGGCCUGCUGGAGACGGCUCUAUACAGACACUAGCAUCGUAAAAGUAUGCAACGCAAUCAGAAAACACCAAGGCUACAACGACAACGGCGAGGUCUAUGGCUGUAAACUGGUGGCGCAACAGCAGCAAAAAGUUGACCACCAGACCUCGAAAAACGGACAUGCACAUAAGCAAGAUGUGAUUAGCGAUUACAGGAGGAUUAGUUCAGAUGCGCCAUGGCUGUCACCGGCCAUACAUACUCUUGACAGAGCACUGAUCAUGACCGGCGCUCCGCGCAGAGAAUCACUCAUUGAAUCGCUUAUAACAUGCCUACAAGACCUGACUGAUUCUCAUCCAUCGACCAGGCCAUUCGCACUCUUCUUUAACAAACCCGAUCAGUUCGAGGGCCACACUGAACUUGAGCAAAAUGAGCAACCUCCACCCCUAAAACGUAGAAGACUAAUAACUCCGCCUCUCUUUCCCCCGGAUACAGCCCCCGCUCCGAAGCUAGGACGGCCAAUUCGUCGCCUCUCCGCCCCAUCCCUCGAACGGUUCACAGAGCAUAUGAAUAACAUCCGCGUACCACUAGUCAUCACGGAUGCAGUGAAUCACUGGCCUGCACUCUCGACACGACCCUGGUCAUCCCUCGACUACUGGGCCCAACGGACGUAUGAUGGCCGGAGACUGGUCCCUGUGGAGGUGGGUCGGUCCUAUACAGACGAAGGAUGGGGGCAGCGUAUCAUGCCGUUCGGAGAGUUUGUGCGAGAUUACAUAUGGAGGACGGAAAGUAGCGGUAAGGGGCCCGGUGAUGGGAAUAAAAGUGGGGGUGAUAAUGGUGACCAUGUAGCGAAUGGUAGGGAUCGAGAAGGCCCAGGAGCAGCAGGUGAAACUGGUUAUAUGGCGCAGCACGAUUUAAUGGCGCAAAUACCUGCGCUGAGAAAUGAUAUUUGUAUCCCAGACUACUGCUAUACAGAUCCCCCAGCGCCGGAGCCCGGGACACCCUUAUAUGAGAAAAGAUUACGCGAGAAUAUGGCGAGAGAUAAAGACGGGCUGUCCAAAAAGAAACUCAGGAAUACUCUGGGUGACGAGGAGAAAUAUCAGAACCAAGGUGGAAAGUCUACCGAUAAUAGUGAAGCCGAGAGUGAAGCAGACGAUACCCUCUCUGACCCAAUCAUCAAUACAUGGAUAGGCCCUUCGUGGACGAUAUCGCCACUACACCAUGAUCCGUACCACAACAUCCUCGUUCAAGUCGUCGGACAGAAAUAUAUACGGCUAUACUCACCUCAUACACCCGCGUCGCAAAUAUAUCCUCGCGGUAUGGAGGUGGUUAAUCCCGCAUCCUCUUCACCGCAACAGCAGCAACAUGCAGACAAAGAAACGGUCGUUCAGGUUCAGUCGCAGGGGAAACACCAGGAAAUUGACAUGUCUAAUACAUCGCAGGUGGAUCUGGCUGCUAUCGAGAUGUCCCCAGCUGAAUCUGAGACCUGGGAUUCGAUGUGGCCUAGGUUUUCAGAUGCGGAGUAUGUGGAGACGGUUUUGAAAGAAGGAGAGUGUUUGUACAUACCUAUUGGCUGGUGGCAUUAUGUGCGCGGCUUGCGGGCGGGAAUCAGUGUGAGUUUUUGGUGGACGUAG